AUGAAUGUUGCUCUCCUGUUAUUGGCUUUUAUGAUAGAUAUUACGAAGUCAACAGAAAGACAACAACAACAACAACAACAAUCACAAAAAUCCUGUGAAAUACAAGAAAUUCAUGGAAAAGGAGUGUCAAGCGGUUAUUUGACAUCUCCAAAUUAUCCAUUCAGCUAUCCGUCUAAUCAGGACUGCCUUUUCAAUAUAACUGCCUCCGCAAAUUUGGUAAUCCAUCUAACUUUCACCCAUUUUCAUCUGGAAGGACGUACGCUACGCUCUAAUCAAUGCCUUAAUGAUUAUCUAAUCGUUACCGUAGUGGAUCGUCAAGGACGUGAACAUGUUGGUGAACGCUUUUGUGGUAAUCAACUCCCUGAACCUUUACAUACCAUGCAAAAUUCAGUUUAUAUUCGUUUUCAUUCCUCACAUACGGAUGAAUACUCAGGUUUUCGACUACGUUAUCAAUUCUUGACAGAAGAUUAG
Molecule: messenger RNA, 471 nt
Organism: Acanthocheilonema viteae
Lineage: Eukaryota; Metazoa; Nematoda; Chromadorea; Rhabditida; Onchocercidae
Source: the annotation of a GenBank genome assembly